UAGAGACUCUCAUCUCGACAUUCAAAAGGAAGGAGCUGCAUUUUAGUACCGUUUUGCCACCAAUUUUUGACCAAUAUGCCUCGAUUGCCUUUUUUUUUCUUUUCUUCAUGCUUUUGUCGUGUGCACAUUGCUUGUAUACAAUAGAUUGCUUCUAUGCACAAGUAGAACAAAUUAGACUAGGACUGACAGCCGAUGUACCCCUGGUAUCGCAGCAAUGGAACGCCAUUAUCGCUGUCAACUAUGCUGCACGAAAGUUUGGCAUCACCCGCCUCCACCACAAUAUCUUUGACGCGAAGCAGCUCUGUCCAGAACUUGUCUGCGCCCAUGUAGCAACACUGGGACCUGGGGAUUCAAAGCCGGAUUACUAUCCUUCGCCGUCACGGUACACACACAAAGUCUCGCUGGACCCCUAUCGCAAGGCAUCCGCCAAAAUCUUCAAUGUAUUUCGAAGAUUCGCGCCCAAGUUUCAGAAGGGAGGAUUAGAUGAAGUGUUCAUGGAUGUCACAGAUAUUGUCAACCGAAGGAUCAUGGACCGAUACGGAGACGAUCUGUCGAAGUGGGAUUACGAUUCGGCCGAAAUGAUCGACUGGAAGAGGGACCAUUCAGACCUCGGAGUCGUUUUUGGUACGCCACGGGAUGGAGACUCCAAUGAGGGCACUGGCGGAACCGGGUAUCCAGACGAUGACGAUGAAGAUAUGGACGAGAGUUUAGAUGGCAUCCAGACGGACGAAAACGAGCAUGACAUGGAGAGCGAUAACGAGGUUGGGCCCGACAUUGGACACGGCAAUGGGAUUGGUCCAGAGGACGAUCAAGCAUUGGAGGACGACUUCGAUUUUGGCCUCGAGCAGUAUCUAGACAGUGAUUUUGAUGAUGUCUCUGCGAUCGCGCAAUCUAAUGAAGGGCUAGAGAACAAUGGUGAACCCUUUGAUAUGACUGCGAAGACAUCCGGAGCAGCUACUCCUCAGGCGCAGACACCUGUUCAUGCUAGCGGGCACGAAGCGACACUUCCCAUCGAGGAGAAAUCCGAAGAAGAGCUUAGGCGCUCAAAGGAGGCAGAGGAAGAACGAUUUCGACGAGAGAAGGAGCAGCUGCUUCCUUACUAUGGUAUCCCCGAAGGUACAUUUGAGGAAGAAUUCUGGGCCGAGAUGCAGCUGCUCGUCGCAGCAGAAUUCAGCAAAGAGGUACGUUAUGCCGUUCGAGAAGAACUCGGCUAUACCUGCUCUGCUGGCAUCGCGAACAACCGAUUGUUGGCCAAGCUUGGAUCUGGUAUGAACAAGCCCUUUCAACAGACGAUUGUGCUGCCGAAAUUUAUACCCGAUCUGCUUCAUGGAAUUAAGCUUUCAAAUAUCCGUAACCUGGGAGGCAAAUUCGGGAAGCAGGUCAGAGAAGACUACAACAUCGAGAGGGCAUCCCAACUAUGGCCCGUGCCCCUGCGACAACUGCAGGAACGAUAUGGCGAUCAAGCCGGUCUGGAACUCUGGCAAUGGUGUCGCGGGAUCGACCACGUCGGGGUUAGAAAAAUCAAGUCGAAAUCGAUGUGCUCCCACAAAUCGUUCAUCCCUGCCCUGAGUGAUUUGGAAGAGAUUCAGUUCUGGAUCACAUCUAUGAGCCUUGAGCUCGAGUCGCGAAUGCAGGCAGAGUACGAUGAGACGGAACGGUGGCCCCGGACGGUCUCUUUGGGUUUUUUUGGUGGACGACGGGCCCAGCAGGAUCAAAUGACACAGGAGCGCAAAUCGAGCUUUCGAGCACCCUAUAAAGGGUCAAGAUCCAUGCCCCUUGGAAGCCGAUUUGAGUAUGGAGGCGUCGAGGGCAUCGCGAGGAAGGUGAACGGCUUGCUGGAGAAGCUGAUCAAGGAGUCUGAGAGUGGAAGGGGACGCCCGGUUCUACCGCUGAUACUGUUGACGAUCACUGUAUCUAAUUUUUCUGAGGGGCAUGAGAGCGCGAUGGGCGAUAUCACAAAGUUCUUUUCCAAGACGUCGUCUCUACCGCAGCAGCCGCAUAAGCAAACACCGCCUGAACAACAGCAUUGGGAUGAAGCGAGCGGAGAUAAGGAGCAACAAACUACGCAGGUUGCUAAUACCGAGGAGAAGACAGAUAAAACAACCACUGUGACAUCGUCGGAGUCCAGGAUAACGGAUGCCAGGCGGCGUUUCUUUCAACCGCGAACGACCGCUAAGGAGAUCGAAGGGGUCUCAGCAAGGUCUCUCCCAAUCCCGGAAUCUCCCCGAUUGUCGCCUACGCUCGAGUAUCGAGAGAAAGAUGUAUCAAAGAGACCUACACGGACGCUCAUUUGCGAGCAGUGUCCAAGUCCUGGUCAACACAUUUUGAUUGAGGAGUGGGAGCAGCAUACGGACUAUCAUUUUGCACUCAGUUUACUGGAGGAUGACAGGAAGCAGCAGCAGAUCGCGCGGCAGCAACAGCAACAGCAACAGCAACAGCAACAGCAACAGCAACAGCAACAGCAACAGCAACAAAACCAAAACCAAAACCAAAAAAGCGUCAAUUGUCACCACCAAGGAUCAACAAGCGGCACCAAGCGCAGUUCGCCUGCUUCCUUACAUCGAGGAAAGCGCAAGAAAGCAGAGUCAUCGUCAUCGUCAUCAUCAUCAUCAUCGUCAUCUUCAGCUUCAGCUUCCUCCGCGACUCCAAUUGCAAAGUUCUUUAGGCCUAAACCGAAUUGAAGCUGAUUGCUUUUCGCUUUUGUUUUUAGACAGCAACCUAUACUUUGUAAAGUAGUAAACACAUUGUAACAUAUUGUACAUGCACAUUCACAUUCCAGGUAGCCACCGCAGCAGAUCAAGAAGAGUGUAAUGGCUAUGGUUUUAUUUUUUUUAUUUGUAAUCUGUCUUUAAAGAAUGGUGCAUUCACCCUUCUUUU
This is a messenger RNA of Gamsiella multidivaricata, 2877 nucleotides long. RefSeq lists its product as uncharacterized. Gene Ontology annotation, molecular function: damaged DNA binding; DNA-directed DNA polymerase activity. The transcript has 4 exons. Gene Ontology annotation, biological process: error-prone translesion synthesis; response to radiation. The record is from RefSeq and is a predicted model, not a curated record. Gene Ontology annotation, cellular component: nucleus; replication fork; site of double-strand break. The coding region runs from base 108 to 2681 and encodes 857 amino acids. Lineage: Eukaryota; Fungi; Mortierellomycota; Mortierellomycetes; Mortierellales; Mortierellaceae.